Messenger RNA from Zingiber officinale, 1511 nucleotides. Its product is annotated as protein phosphatase 2C 51-like. Gene Ontology annotation, cellular component: cytosol; nucleus. The coding region runs from base 67 to 1206 and encodes 379 amino acids. Gene Ontology annotation, biological process: protein dephosphorylation. Gene Ontology annotation, molecular function: protein serine/threonine phosphatase activity; cation binding. Lineage: Eukaryota; Viridiplantae; Streptophyta; Magnoliopsida; Zingiberales; Zingiberaceae. The record is from RefSeq and is a predicted model, not a curated record. The transcript is spliced from 3 exons.
UUCUCCCUCUAACUGAUCUUUCUUCUCGUCUUCUUUACUUGUUUUGUUGCUUCCGAGCCCUAACCCAUGGCGGGCGGCGAUGAGCCCCCUUCGAAGCCCGCAGAAGAAUUGGAAUUCUCUCAAGAAGAUGAAACCAUGGCCCUCCUCCUCAAGAAGCCGCCAUCUGUUCGCCGGCGUCGUGUCGAACUCCAUCGCGCCAAGCCCGGAGGCCUCGAGGUCAAGUGCUCCAAGGAUCCCCUCGACGAGGGAUCCAAUUCUUCGCGAACGUGCGAUCAUGACGCUGACGACGGCCUCAUCGGAAUCUUGGCCGCCGGCGGGGAGAUCCAUGGACGGGAGGGGCAGGGGACUCGGCUUCCUUGUCUGUCCCAUGGGGCCGUUUCGAUGAUCGGUCGGAGGCGGGAGAUGGAGGAUGCGGUUGCGGUGGUGCCGGGAUUCGCCGGGAGAGGUGGGUUGUCGGGGUACGACUUCUUCGGUGUGUACGAUGGGCACGGCGGGGCGAGGGUGGCGCAACUGUGCCAGGAGCGGAUGCACGUUUUGUUGGCUGAAGAAGUGUCGGCCGAGGGGUGGCCCUGUGCGGAGGGGCGGUGGAGGGAGAUUAUGACGGCAAGCUUCUCGAGGCUGGACGGCGAGGUGGAGGCAACGGCGCGUGGAGAGUCGGAGAGGACGAUGGGUUCGACGGCUGUGGUGGCCAUGGUGGGGACCAAGCGGAUCGUGGUGGCCAACUGCGGUGACUCCAGGGCCGUGCUCUGCCGCGGCGGUGCCGCUUUCCCCCUCUCCUUCGACCACAAGGCUGAUAGACCCGAUGAGAUGGAAAGAGUGGAGGCUGCCGGAGGGAGAGUUAUCAACUGGGAAGGCUAUCGUGUCCUCGGAGUUCUAGCCACUUCAAGAUCUAUUGGCGACUUCUACCUGAAGCCAUUUGUGAUAUCAGAACCUGAUGUGACUGUGACGGAGAGGACUGAUAAAGAUGAGUUCCUCAUAUUAGCCAGCGACGGCCUAUGGGACGUGGUGUCCAACGAAGCGGCGUGCAAGAUCGCAAGGCAAUCUCUCAAUGGCCGAAUGGCAAGGAUGUUCCCUGAUGCCGUCAGCGGCUCCAACGCCACUGAGGCGGCUGCUCUACUAGCUCAACUCGCCGUCUCUAAAGGGAGCGAAGACAACAUCAGCGUGGUGGUCGUUCAGCUGAAACCACUCCGCAGCAGGACAUCGUGACGAUCGAAUCAAAAUAUCAAAUAAUAUGCUACGCGAUCAAUCAUUCUGCGCAUCAUGCAGAUAGCAGCAGCAGGAACUCAAGCAGAACUUGCCAGCCAAUUAAGUCUUUACUUCAAACCAUAUUGGCGAAGCCAUUAGCAAGAGCUGGAGAAUUUUCAUCUGUCAGCUUCUCUAUACGUUUCAUCUUUCCAAGGCCACUUACAGAAUUUUUCAUAUAAUUAAUCUGGCGCAUGAUGUAAAUAAUUAGCAUGCAUGUUAAUACUGCCAAGUUCCGUCUACUUAGAAAAGUGUUUUCCUCAACCAGA